Messenger RNA from Tilletiaria anomala UBC 951, 1018 nucleotides. RefSeq lists its product as uncharacterized. The record is from RefSeq and is a predicted model, not a curated record. Gene Ontology annotation, biological process: mitochondrial respiratory chain complex IV assembly. The transcript has 5 exons. Gene Ontology annotation, cellular component: mitochondrial inner membrane. Lineage: Eukaryota; Fungi; Basidiomycota; Exobasidiomycetes; Georgefischeriales; Tilletiariaceae. The coding region runs from base 186 to 881 and encodes 231 amino acids.
CGACCGCAGAGGGGCCAGGAGGUAAUCAACACUCAGCAGAAUCCCAUUUGGCGACAUGACGUUAAUAUAAAAGGUACAUUUUGCGCGAAGCUUGUUAGGCAGGGUACAGGUGCAACUGUAGGAUUGCAAUAGAACGGUGCCAAAAGUGAGGCAAGGCAAGAGCAACAGAAUCGAGCUUCACAAGCAUGUCGUUCGGCACGCACGCAGAGCACGGUAACGCCGAGUACCGGCAAGAACAGUACAAUGCAACACUAAGAGGAGCUGCGAAAGGGUCAUUAUUCGGGUUGGCAGUAGCCACACCGACUGCCUAUAUGCUGCAACGAUCAUGGGCGCCGUUCAGGGCGCUGAAUCUGCCGGUCAAGUCCUUCUUCGUCAUGAGCGCCACCGUCAUGACAGGUGUCAUCUGCGCUGAUAAGGCCGGCAUCGCCUUCAAUAAAGAGCACUACAGCGAUCAGGGCGCAAAGAACAUGAAGCGGUAUGCAACGCACGCGGAGCGAGAAUGGGAUCAACUGAGCACUGCGGACAAGGCACUAACGUGGACCAAGGAAAACAAGGUCGGCAUCGUGGCAGGCAGCUGGGUGGCAUCCAUGGCAGGCACUUUCGCGUUCAUCCAGACGCAGCCUUUAUCCUUUGCGCAAAAGCUGGUGCAGGCGCGUGUAUGGGCACAAGGCCUGACGCUCGCCUCACUCGUCGGCAUGGCUGCCAUCACGCAGAUCCCAAGUGCGGGCGACCGGAUCAUCGAAAGCCACCUGCAUGCCAAGGAACACUCGUGGAAGGACUACAUCCCACAGGAGAUGGGGGAAGAGCUGGGCACCAACAAGGACGCGUCGAGCAAGUCGUCCAACCGGUCAUCGGCGAAUGCAAAUACAGAGACGGAAUAGAGCGAAUCUACUACAUAGAGCAAGGGGUGGCAAUCUUCAUCACCCUACACAUAUCGCAUGCAUCGCAUCUGCCCCACUUUCGAUCAUUCUCUUCCGUCUCCCGUCUGUUGCAAUACCAUAAUCUACCCUUCGAGCAA